This is a messenger RNA of Venturia canescens, 996 nucleotides long. RefSeq lists its product as uncharacterized. Lineage: Eukaryota; Metazoa; Arthropoda; Insecta; Hymenoptera; Ichneumonidae. The record is from RefSeq and is a predicted model, not a curated record. Bases 584 to 955 code for a protein of 123 amino acids. The transcript has 3 exons.
UUCGUCGAUUCCCACUUUCCUCCUUACCUACCUCUUCCUGUUUUAUCCACCUGUCUCGUCUGCUUCUACCUUAUCGCCCACCUUUCCUCCUUAUCCUUACCUUUCCUGCCAGCCUUUUAAUUUCCCCGCUAGUUGCUCUACUCUCACUUCCUAUCCUUCUGCUCUUCCUAACCUCCAAUUCCUCCCUUCUGUCGCCCUCUUUCACCUCUGCUAUUCUUUUCCCCGGCCGCUUCGUCCCCUAUUUUAUUUUCUCCCACUCUCCUCGCCUUUUUUACCACCUUACGCACUCUUGCACUUCGUCCCGCCCAAUCUCCUCGCUCCCCUUUUCCUUUAUUUUCCCGCACCGUCACUUAUUUUUCACACUCUCCACUGUCGCCGGAAACGGAAGUCACACGACUGAGUGUUAAACGCGCUAAGAACGAGGACGCGUAAACAUAAACAUGGUUACGCGUCCUUGUCCUUAGCGCUUGCUCGAAACUAUAGAUAUAUUUAAUAAGAAAAAAAAUUUUUGUGUGAACUAGUGUCCGCGUUUUUGUAUCAGUUUGGUUCGAGUAUUCGACGAGUGCGCCAAAAGACCAGCGAAAUGGGUAAAUCCGGGAGCAAACAGCCUCCGAAAGAGGAAAAAGGAAAAGAAGAGAACGAAGGGAAAGAAAAAGAGGAGAAAGAAAAGCGAGAACGGGCGGAACUUCUCGAAAUGCUGGAAACUGGGGCUGCCCAGCAGGCAAUGCUGCAGCAGCAGCUUCUAUUGCAGCAGCAGCAAGAGGCGCAGGAAAGAGCGGAGUUACAACGGCGAGAAGAAGCGCUUCGCUCUCCCGUUCAAGUCGUCAUUGGUGGUCCCUAUAACCGAGGAUGGAACGGCGGGCGAAGCCGAAGAGGCCGACGCGGGGGAGGCCGCAGUCGAGCGGCUUGGUACCGGAGGCGCAAUGACUACGAUGUCAGACAAUUUUUCCAAUAAAUUAAAUUAAGAAAAAUUAAACUAUAAAAAAAAUAAAAAUA